AACUUGUGCAUGGGUUCCGUGUUCGGAAGCACUCGUCAUGUUGUCACAACCCACCCGAACCUACACUUCGCUGGUUACACAAGCCAAACUGCUCAUCUCCAAUGCCAUGAAGAUGAAGCUGAACACGAAGAACAGUUCACCUGCUAUUCUGUACCACUAUCCUUGUCCCGAUGGCGUUUUUGCUGCUCUCGCCGCACACCUCUUCUUCAAAGCCACUUCCUUAUCCUCUCCUCUCUUCUUUCCCAACACUGUCUAUCGCCCUCUCAGACCUGAUGAUCUUCCCCUCCAUGAAAUAAGCGAUCUUUACCUGUUAGAUUUUGUGGGGCCCCCUGGAUUUGUUCAGGAAAUUGCCACCAAGGUCCCAAGAGUGAUUGUUUUGGACCAUCACAAAACUGCGCUUGAGAGUUUAGGUAGUGAGAGUUCACUUGGUGAGAAUGUGAUUAAGGUCAUUGACAUGGAGAGGAGUGGGGCUACUAUUGCUUUUGACUACUUCAAAGAGAAGCUUUUGAGUCCUGAUGAUGAUGAUGGUGUUGUGGUUAGCCAGCCUUCGGUGCUUGAUGAAUUUGAACGUGUCAGACAACUUUUUAAGUACAUUGAAGAUGGGGACCUUUGGAGGUGGAGGCUCCAGAAAAGCAAAGCUUUUAGCAGUGGUUUGAAGGAUUUGAACAUUGAAUUCAAUGCCCAGAUAAACCCUUCUGUGUUUGACCAGUUGCUUUCAUUGGACUUGGAUUCUGUUAUUAGUCAAGGCGUGGUAAGCAUAUCACACAAACAAAAAUUAAUUGAUGAUUGUCUUAGCAAGUCAUAUGAAAUCGCCCUUGGAAAUGGUGCAUAUGGUCAUUGCCUGGCUGUUGAUGCAGAUACUGCUCUUUCACAGUUAAGGAGUGAAUUGGGACAUCAGUUAGCUACUAAAAGCCAGAAACUGAAGUUGAGGGGUAUUGGAGCUGUUGUAUAUAAAGUUCCCGAGCUUGAAAAUGAUCAGAAGCUAAAAAUAAGUCUAAGGAGUGUGGACAAUGAAGAUACAACGCCCAUCUCUCAGGAAUUUGGAGGUGGUGGACAUCGAAACGCCAGCUCUUUCAUGUUAAUGUGUGAAGAAUUUGAGCAAUGGAAGGUGUGACUGGAUGUCUUUUAUUUAACAUGAGGAGAUGAAACAAGGCUUACACUUAUCUUUUCUGUAUGCUGGUCCAAUUUGGACCAGUUACUUACAAAGCCAUGUGAAUGUUUAGGUAUCCCUCUCAAUAACUGUAUUAUACAAUUCUUUUAGCUAUUUAUUGUAGUUGUUAAUUUCGUUGUAAUUCAAAAUAAUGUUAAGUCUCUUUACUCAACUGAAGAUUUCUAAUAAUGUAUGGUCUAUUGGACUAUUUCUGA
Molecule: messenger RNA, 1365 nt
Organism: Lotus japonicus
Lineage: Eukaryota; Viridiplantae; Streptophyta; Magnoliopsida; Fabales; Fabaceae
Exons: 7
Coding region: 38-1114 (358 amino acids)
Source: RefSeq, a predicted model, not a curated record